Rosa rugosa (rugosa rose) is the source of this 1555-nucleotide messenger RNA. RefSeq names its product S-norcoclaurine synthase 1-like. The transcript has 5 exons. NCBI's taxonomy places the organism in Eukaryota, Viridiplantae, Streptophyta, Magnoliopsida, Rosales, Rosaceae. The coding region runs from base 304 to 1389 and encodes 361 amino acids. The record is from RefSeq and is a predicted model, not a curated record.
UUGAUCACACCCAAGAAGGCUCAAAUCUGCACUUUGCAAUUUCCGAGUGCUUGUAUUUUCCUCAUUAUACAUACUCGAACAAUAUUUUUCUGGUACUUGGAUUUGUACUGAAGUGCUGGAGAAGAGGAUACAUGUCCGGAUUGAAAGCCACAUGCAGACAAGCUUUCCCCAAUUAAUUAAGAAGAUCCGGUUCCUGCCGGCCGAAAUGGUUCAUAUCUAUAAACCAUCACACUACAUGGGUAGUAAUCAUUCCAAAUUUGUAGAAGGCAAUACCAAAAAUAAUUUCAGCUCAUAGUGCAGAGAAUGGAGACUGAGCUACUCAUUAGAAAAGACCUGGGUGGUUCUCUCCCAGUUGAGAAUGUUCAAGCCCUGGCUUCAAACAACUUGAAGGACAUCCCGUGUCGAUAUCUCAGGCCUGAAGCUGAGAUUGAACAAAUUUCCAUUGAGGACUCGCUUCAAAUUCCAGUGGUUGAUAUGGACAAGCUAAUAGGGAAUCCAUUGUUCCAUGAUGAUGAAUUGGCAAAACUUCAUUUGGCUUGUAAGGAAUGGGGCUUCUUUCAGCUGAUCAAUCAUAGGGUAUCAGAAGAAGUGAUUGAGAAAAUGAAGAAUGACAAACAGGAGUUCUUCGGGCUGCCAUUAGAAGUAAAGAAGGCCUAUGCAACACAGCCGAAUCACAUCGAAGGCUAUGGCCAAGCCUUUGUUGUUUCGGAAGAGCAAAAACUUGACUGGGGAGACAUGCUCUUCCUUCUCUCUCAACCAGUCCGCCAAAGGACUCUCACAUUCUGGCCUACCCUUCCCACUUCUUUCAGGGAGACAUUGGACAAGUAUUCACAGGAGCUGCAACGAGUAACAAUCUACCUAUUGAAGUCCAUAUCUAGUAACCUAGGAGUCAAUUUAGAGAAAAUGGAAAGCAUGUUUGAUGAUGGAGUACAAGGAGUAAGAAUGAACUACUACCCACCCUGUCCACAGGCAAACAAAGUUAUCGGUCUCACUCCACACUCUGAUGCUGUGGGUUUGACUCUACUACUGCAAGUUAAUGAAGUUCAAGGAUUACAAAUCAGGAAAAAUGGAAAAUGGGUACCUGUGGAACCUGUAGUUGGUGCAUUCAUCGUCAACGUAGGGGACGUCAUCGAGAUAAUGAGUAAUGGAAUAUAUAAGAGCAUAGAGCACAGAGCAGUGGUGAACCCAGAGAAGGAACGCCUUUCAAUUGCGGCAUUCCACAGCCCAAAUAUUGGGACCAUGAUUGGUCCUUUACCGGAUCUGAUCAAGGAGAAUGCAGCAAACUACAAGACUAUGAGCAAUGAGGAGUAUAUUAAGCUUAUAGUGACCAGUAAACUUGAUGGUAAAACUCUGCUGGACCAAAUGAGAUUGAACCAACAACUUCAUUGAAUUCUUUUCAUUACAGAUAUACCAGAACCUUUCUGUAUAUUUUCUUCACUUGCCCAAGUAUUUAGUCCAACACAAAUGUGAAUGCCAAGUAUUUGUUGGUGCUUGAAAUGUUACCUUUAUAAUUUCAAGUGAAUCAAAGUGGCUGGCAUCUCCACUCCAUCAAUUA